Molecule: messenger RNA, 1404 nt
Organism: Sorghum bicolor (sorghum)
Lineage: Eukaryota; Viridiplantae; Streptophyta; Magnoliopsida; Poales; Poaceae
Exons: 10
Coding region: 26-1045 (339 amino acids)
Source: RefSeq, a predicted model, not a curated record
UUUCUAGUAUCUCCGGUUCGGCAGUAUGGCAAUAGUGAUGGUGAUGGCCACACGGAUCAAAGCAGUAGUCACCAAACCAAGUUUGAUGGCCACGAGGCCCCUGAGCAGCUUCUCCGCGCGUCCCAGAUCUCCGGGCACCGCCGUCUGGUUCCUCCCGGCCGCCGCCCUCCUCCUCCUCGUGCUCCUCCGCUGGUCGCCCAUGGGCUCCUACCCUCCCGUCUCCCCUCGCGGCUCCGGCUCGGUCCCGGCCCAGCGCGCCGAGCUUUACUCGAAGAUGGCGCGUGACCUCGACGAGCGCGGCGCGGCGUUCCUCAAGGGCGGCGAGACGUCGCAGUCGCUCACGCUCUCGGACCUCUUCGACACCGCAGCUGACGGUGCCGUCGUGCCCAGGCUCAAGGCCGCCGACCCGCCAGUGCGCGCGAAUGUGCUCUAUAUGGACCCCAAGUUCGCUGCUGUGAUCUCGAAGGCUGUCAAGGACGUAUUUCUUCCUUAUUUUGAUCAAGCUAUCUGGUUCCAAAAUACGAGCAUGUACCACUUCAGCAUGUUUCACGCCUCCCAUCACUUGGAGCCCAUUGUAGCAACCGAGGAUGAGAUUGAAGCCGAAGUGGAGGCAGUAAAAAGAGCCGCCGAGAAUUUUUGCCCGCUUAAAAUUGUAUUGGACAGAGUGGUUUUGACCUCAACCGGUGUGCUUCUUGGCCUGUGGCAGGUUGAAUCUGGCACUGAUCCUGCAGAAAUCCGCUCAAGAUUGAGAGAAGCUCUUCCUCGAGCACCUCAAAAGCAACUGUAUGACCCUGUUCUGCUUCACACCUCCUUUGCACGAAUUCUCGGACAUCCCAAGCUCCCAGAAGAGCAAAGUGCGUCGUCUUUUGAUCAUGUCAAGUUCUUCCAUGAGCUGGUUGUUCAAGUUAAUGAGAAGAUACGUGGCUUCCAGGCGACGGUAUCAGAGCUAUGGUAUGUCGAAGAGUAUGAUGUUCUUGCGCUAGCACUGAAUGGAAAGAUGAAAGUGCGGAGGCUCCACCUUGGAUGCAAUCAUCCGGGCAAUUAAAGUUAUAGAGGUCAUGAAAACGGGAAAGGAUUAGGAGAUGCGCAGCCACGAAGCAUAUUUUUUUGCUUGCCUAAAGGGCCACCUCAGCCUUGGUUCUGCCGAGCUGAAAGAGAUGCUCUACAGUCUGAAACUGGACUUACCAACAACUGACAAGCUAUAUUGACGAAUGUUUAUGUAGGAACUGUAUGCAUGUUUUAGUGGUGUAUGUAGUGUAUUACUUUUUUUUGAAUGCAUGUAAUGUAAUUAUUUGAGCACAAAAACUAUAAAGUUUUUGCUCACUAUGUAAUGAAAUGCAGCUUAUGUUCAUAUUCUGUUUAAUUUCUCCCUCAUUCGAUGAAUGAAGAACUGAAUUUCUUGUA